AUGAACUGCCUCUCUGACUUCUUCACCUAUGAGACCACGAAGUCGGUGGUUGUGAAAAGCUGGACCAUUGGGAUCAUCAACCGGGCAGUUCAGCUUCUGAUCAUCUCCUACUUCGUUGGGUGGGUUUUCUUGCAUGAGAAGGCAUACCAGGUGCGGGACACAGCCAUCGAGUCCUCGGUGGUGACCAAGGUGAAAGGCUUUGGACGCUACGCCAACAGAAUCAUGGAUGUGUCCGAUUAUGUGACCCCGCCCCAGGGCACCUCCGUCUUCGUCAUCAUCACCAAGCUGAUAGUCACUGAGAACCAGAUGCAAGGCCUUUGUCCCGAGAGCGAGGAGAAGUUCCACUGUGUAUCAGACAGUCAGUGCCGGCCCGAGCGCUUUGCAAGCGGGGGGAUCCUCACUGGCCGCUGUGUGAACUACAGCUCGGCACUCCGCACCUGUGAGAUCCAGGGCUGGUGUCCCACUGAGGUGGACACAGUGGAAAUGCCGGUCAUGAUGGAAGCCGAGAACUUCACCAUUUUCAUCAAGAACAGCAUCCGCUUCCCCCUCUUCAGCUUUGAGAAGGGAAACCUCCUUCCCAACCUCACAGCUGAUGAUUUGAAGACGUGCCGCUUCCACCCCGACAAGGCGCCUUUCUGCCCCAUCUUGCGGGUGGGGGAUGUGGUCAGGUUUGCAGGGCAGGAUUUUGCCAAACUGGCCAGCACGGGUGGAGUCCUGGGCAUCAAGAUCGGCUGGGUGUGCGACUUGGACAAGACCUGGGACCAGUGCAUCCCCAAGUACACCUUCACCCGGCUUGAUGGCGUUUCUCAGAAGAGCAACCUCUCCCCAGGCUACAACUUCAGGUUUGCCAAGUACUUCAAGACGGAGAACGGCCAAGAGUACCGCACGCUCCUGAAGGCUUUUGGCAUCCGAUUCGACGUGCUGGUGUACGGCAACGCGGGCAAGUUCAACAUCAUCCCCACCAUCAUCAGCGCUGUGGCUGCCUUUACCUCUGUUGGAGUGGGGACUGUCCUCUGUGACAUCAUCCUGCUCAACUUCCUCAAGGGGGCUGACCAAUACAAAGCCAAGAAGUUCGAAGAGGUGAAUGAGACAACACUGAAGGUCGCAGCAUCCUCGAACCCCGUGUACCCCAGCGACCAGACCCCGGAGGAGAAGCAGUCCACAGACUCAGGGGCCUACUCCAUUGGCCACUAG
Messenger RNA from Echinops telfairi (small Madagascar hedgehog), 1194 nucleotides. RefSeq names its product purinergic receptor P2X 3 (gene P2RX3). Gene Ontology annotation, biological process: monoatomic cation transmembrane transport; response to ATP. Gene Ontology annotation, cellular component: nuclear inner membrane; plasma membrane. The transcript has 12 exons. NCBI's taxonomy places the organism in Eukaryota, Metazoa, Chordata, Mammalia, Afrosoricida, Tenrecidae. Gene Ontology annotation, molecular function: ATP binding; purinergic nucleotide receptor activity; extracellularly ATP-gated monoatomic cation channel activity. The record is from RefSeq and is a predicted model, not a curated record. Bases 1 to 1194 code for a protein of 397 amino acids.